AUGUCCAACAUUAUGCACAAGGUCAAAGACGCCAUGACUGAGAAUCACGAUAGGGACCGAGCCCCCAACACCGAAGGUCCAGAAACUCACCACACGUACAGAUCCUCAAACCCCUACGCCAAGGACCCUGCGAGCCAGAACAAUCCAUCCACGAUGAAUCCCGAAUCGGGAUCCGGAAAUACUUUCGGACUUCGCGGCCAAGGCGCAGCUAAAGAGCCUGAUACAUACGACUCGACCACAGGUGGUAGAACUACUCACGGACUGGGCAGUCAAGGCGCAGCAAAAGGACCUGAUACAUACGACCCGACCCCAGGGGGUAGAACUACUCACGGACUUCGCAGCCAAGGCGCAGCUAGAGACCCUGAUACAUACGACUCUACCCCCGGUGGUAGAACUACUCACGAACUGGGCAAUCAAGGCGCAGCCAAAGGACCUGACACAUACGGCUCCACCACCACUGGGGGUAACACAGUCAAUGCUGGACCUCACGACUCCAAGGUGGCCAACAAACUGGACCCCCGCGUGGAUAGUGAUCUUGAUCAUCGAGCUCAAAAUGCAGGAACUAUGGGAUCGCAAAAUGUUGGCGCUGCCCCUCAAGGCAUGAACACCGGUAACACGGCUGCCGGUGGACAGCCUCGCGCCUUUGGUUCCGACCAUCAUAGGACCGACGAGGACAAUCACAACAAGGCCAAUCAAGAGCACAAGCUUCGCACUGAACCCGGCCCCCCCGGUACAGGCAAUCAGGUCACCAGCGAGGAAUCCUACAAUAGCUCCUCGCAGGAACACAAGUCACACUCCACUACUACCCACACUGCACCCUGCGACCAGUUCGGUGGCGGUGCUGCUGGAGGUAGUAGCUAUACCCAACCACCUGUCGGAGAGACGGCUGGGAUGCAGAACACUAGUUUCGCGGGCAAGGUUGAUCCUCAAGCACAGGGAAUGGGCUAUCAACAGGGUGAUCUGGCGAACCAGCGAAGCGGAUAUUAA
Penicillium brasilianum is the source of this 987-nucleotide messenger RNA. The record is from the annotation of a GenBank genome assembly. NCBI's taxonomy places the organism in Eukaryota, Fungi, Ascomycota, Eurotiomycetes, Eurotiales, Aspergillaceae.